Rotaria sp. Silwood2 is the source of this 600-nucleotide messenger RNA. Lineage: Eukaryota; Metazoa; Rotifera; Eurotatoria; Philodinida; Philodinidae. The record is from the annotation of a GenBank genome assembly.
AUGGGAGUUGUUUUUCCAAGUACAAUUAGACGAAUUUGUUCCCCUUAUGAUGAACCAUCAGUUAGAGUUGUAAUUAUUGGUCUUGAUUCGGCUGGUAAAACAACAUUAGUUCAAAGAUUUAAAAAUUUAGUUGAUUUACAAAUUGAUACGCAUGCAUCUUUUAUUGAAUCUAUAACAACAGAACCAACAUUUGUUUAUCAAAUUGAAACGGUUUCUCCACGUCUUUCACCAGUUGCAUUUAAUCUAUGGGAUUUAGGUGGACAAGAAAAAACUCGAGAAUUAUGGAGAUUUUAUUUAACUGGUAUUCAAGGUGUGGUGUUUGUUAUUGAUUGUCAUGAUGAACAACGAAUAAAACUUGCUAGAAAAGAACUUUUAGAUUUAUCAAAGAAAUUAGGUCGAUCAUCUACUAUUCCUGUUGUUAUUGCUGCUAAUAAACAAGAUUUACCAGAAUCAUUAAGAAAAGAAGAACUUAUUGAAGCAUUAUCAUUACCAAAAAUCGAAUCUAAAGAAUGGAAAAUAUUUGAAAUAAGUGCACAUAGUGGAGGUGGUGUUAUGGAAAUGUUUUCUUAUUUGUCUCAGUUUAUUCAUAAUAAUCAGUAA